Messenger RNA from Lolium perenne, 1055 nucleotides. NCBI's taxonomy places the organism in Eukaryota, Viridiplantae, Streptophyta, Magnoliopsida, Poales, Poaceae. The record is from RefSeq and is a predicted model, not a curated record.
AAGUGGGCUGGACUUCUACCUUUCGCUCGGUUGGUUGAGGCCACUAUGUCAGAGGUCAUCGGUGAGCGAGGGGGCACGCCAAUCAAGCGCCUUCAGUACGACCACUCACUGCUGACCAACCUAGUGGAUCGGUGGAGGCCCGAGACUCACACAUUCCACUUUCGUUGGGGAGAGAUGGCCCCUACUCUGCAGGACGUGUCUUACUUACUGGGCCUACCGUUGGCUGGUCGGGCCAUAGGCCCGCUGGCAGAACCAGUGGACUGGGAUGAACAAAUGCCUGCACGUUUUCAGGGAAUUCAUGUGGGUCAGCCUGAUUUUCUCUGUGAGGACCAUGGUCCAAAGUGUGACUGGUUACUCAACUUCGAGGUUUCACAGUUCACAGCACCGAUGAGUGAGGCACAAAUCACUAGGAGUCUCGAGGCAUACCUUCUGUGGCUGCUUGGGAAGGUGAUGUUCACAGAGAACCAUCAGACCACCAUCAGCAGGCGCUACAUCCCCAUUGCGCAGGAGAUAGCAUAGGCUACAACCGCCGACGACAUCAUACCGCGGAGUUGGGGUUCCGCGGUUCUAGCAGCCACGUACCGAGGUUUGUGCAAUGCUUGUACACUUGUCUCCCCCAAGUCUGGCCUUCUUGGCUGCCCACUAUUGUUGCAGCUAUGGUCGUGGGAGAGGUUCCCAAUUGGUCGACCAGACAUAGAUGCUGAACGCCCUUUCGAGGCAACCUGGUUCGAUGAUGCGGACCACAUCGACAUGCCUACGUUUGGUAUAAUUUGGACACGUCGCGAGAGACGAUUUGCUCGCGACCAGGUCAGGAACUGCUACCCUGCGUUCACGGAGCAGUUUGACGUGCUCGAUGAUAGGGCGGUGAUUUGGGAGCCCUAUACGGCGGCAGCAGUGCAUGCAAGAUACCCUGGCGGGAUCUCAGUCCUCUGCUAUAGAGAUUGUGCAUACUGGAUGACACAAUCGAAGAUCAUCUUCGAUGUGUCCGUGGAGGUAAUGGCCCAACAGAGGAUCAUGAGACAGUACGGUUCUCGCCAGAUGGUCGAUCCUCCUCC